This is a messenger RNA of Lotus japonicus, 2826 nucleotides long. RefSeq names its product putative pentatricopeptide repeat-containing protein At5g37570. The transcript has 2 exons. The coding region runs from base 97 to 1875 and encodes 592 amino acids. Gene Ontology annotation, biological process: RNA modification. Lineage: Eukaryota; Viridiplantae; Streptophyta; Magnoliopsida; Fabales; Fabaceae. Gene Ontology annotation, molecular function: protein binding; RNA binding. The record is from RefSeq and is a predicted model, not a curated record.
ACUAUACUAUAGUUUAAUUGCACAUUUGAUCUAUAUGCUAUUUUUGUGUACGAUAACUAUUUAAUUGUAUCCCAAUUCCAAAGCACAGAACUUCACAUGAGGACUCCCACUUCAUCCCAAUUCCAAAGCACAGACCUUCACCUUCAAUUGAACCAAUUGCUCAACACAACCAAAACCAUUGUUCAUCUCAAGCAAACCCAUGCUCUCCUUCUCAAACUCCUAACAAAAACGCCACCCCAUCAUUACCACCACUUCUUGAGUCCUCUCCUACUUCGUGUCCUCAAUUUCAGCUCAGAAAAAUCCAAUAUUUGCUAUGCCCACAAACUGUUUGAUACAAUGCCAAACUGCCCAGAUGCCUUCAUCUGGACCUCUCUUAUACGUGCAUUCCUUUCCCAUCGUGCCCAUUUUCGCCAUUGCAUUUCUACCUACGCUAGAAUGCACCAAAGUGGUGUUUUGCCAUCUGGGUUCACGUUCUCGUCGGUUCUCAACGCGUGUGGGCGCGUCCCGGCAAUGGUUGAAGGAAAACAAGUGCAUGGGAGGUUGGUGCAGUCAGGGUUUGGUGGAAACAAGAUUGUGCAAACGGCACUGCUUGGUAUGUAUGCGAAAUCGGGUUGUGUGUGUGAUGCGCGUGACGUGUUUGAUGGAAUGGAUGAUAGGGAUGUUGUUGCCUGGACGGCUAUGAUUUGCGGGUAUGCGAAGGUGGCAAUGAUGGUUGAGGCGAGGUGGCUCUUUGAUAACAUGGGGGAGCGGAAUUCUUUUACUUGGACUACUAUGGUUGCUGGAUAUGCUAGUUGUGGGGACAUGAAAGCUGCAAAGGAGUUGCAUGAUGUUAUGAGUGACAAGGAUGGGGUUACUUGGGUUGCAAUGAUAGCUGGUUAUGGGAAGCUUGGGAAUGUGACUGAAGCUAGAAGGCUAUUUGAUGGGAUACCGGUGCCGCAGGAUGCAUCAACUUGGGCAGCAAUGCUGGCUUGUUAUGCCCAAAAUGGAUAUGCAAAGGAAGGCAUUGAGAUGUUUAAGGAAGUGAGACAAGCAAAGAUUAAAAUCACUGAGGUGGCAAUGGUGGGUGCUAUAUCAGCUUGUGCACAACUCAGGGAUAUUAGAAUGUCAAAUGCAUUAACAGACCAUAUCGAGGAGGGUUGUUGCGAUAGGACACUUAUUGUUUCCAAUGCAUUGAUCAACAUGCACUCAAAGUGUGGAAACAUAGACUUAGCAUGGAGGGAGUUCAGUACAAUGAGGUGCAGAGAUAUGUAUACCUACAGUGCGAUGAUCACAGCUUUUGCUGAGCAUGGGAAAUCACAAGAUGCUAUAGAUCUUUUCUUCAGGAUGCCGAAGGAAGGAUUGAAGCCAAACCAAGUUACAUUCAUUGGUGUCCUGAACGCAUGCAGCUCUUCAGGUCUUGUUGAAGAAGGUUGUAGGUUUUUUCAGAUUAUGACUGGGGUGUUCGAUAUUGAGCCCUUACCUGAGCACUAUGCUUGCAUUGUUGAUCUCCUUGGGAGGGCAGGGCAGCUGGAAAGGGCAUACAGUCUCAUUAAGGAGAACGCAACUAGCGCUGAUGCAACAACUUGGGGUUCUUUAUUAGCAGCGUGCAGGGUUCAUGGCAAUGUAGAAUUGGGUGAGACUGCAGCUCGGCAUCUCUUGGAGAUUGACCCUGAGGAUUCUGGAACUUAUGUGCUUCUAGCAAACAUGUAUGCGUCGCAGGAUAAAUGGGUGGGUGCAGAAGUAGUUAAGAAGUUAAUGAGUAAAAAAGGAAUAAAAAAACCUUCAGGAUAUAGUUGGAUCCAAAGAGAGAUCAGCAGACAGCAGACAGCAGACAGUAUAAAGAAGAAACACUUUAAUUUGCUCGCUGAUUUCAGCCAGUCAGAUAUCUUCUUUUAAUCAGUGUAACGAAGAAGCUCUUGAAUGACCUUCUGUGCUGUCCAACAUUGUACAUCAUUUGUUGUUGCCGUUAUGCUCAAAACUUUUAGCAAUUGUGGGGUGAGCUUUUAAGUUCUCAGGUUCAUUUUCUGAGCCACCAUACCAUGAAGGCAUGAAGACACUAUAAGCAUGAUUAUUAAUUAUUCUUAUGAAAGGAACCAGCUUCAUGCUGCUGUUGUGGAUUUGUAUUGUGCAUACGGAGCAGAAAUUAAGUACUCUACUGUGCAGAAUUGAUAUCAAUAUGCUGAGGAUGUGGAUGAGAAUGGGGGUAUAUAAAAAGUAGUCACAAAGAGAGGUCUCUCAAGUGGAGCACAUUCAGAUACUGUGGACACAAAUGAAGACAGGAUCCAUGAUUACUUGGAAAUACCCCAGUGCUGUUUCAGAGAGAGAUGAUACUGGUGGGGAUUUUUAUUCGUUUGCUUAUACUUGUUACAAGAAGAGGAGACGAGAUGAAAUGAAGAUUUUGUACAUUAUCAUCAGAAUGAUUUGAAUGAUUAUAGAGUGAUUCUCACAUUAGUACAAGAAGUGGAUCUACGAUUAUUCGAAUGAGAUUCUCAAGCAGCAUCACAAGAGCCAAUAUGAAGAGGAAAGGAAUGUAGAGCAUGCCUAAGAAACAUACCUGUAGCAAUAGUGCCUUUAACAUAUCAGAGGAUCCUUUUCACAGCAUCUCAACGAGUGUCCAGGGGUUUGGACAUGAACUGACAAACUUUAUUAAUAAAAAAAACUAAACUCAGAUCUUGUAAUUUGUGAGAUACUGUAAUGCUCCAACCACUGGCUUGAACAGAGAAGGAUCUGAAAAUCAUCCCUGCUAAUCAUAGGAGAUAAACUAACUUGCAGUCUGCUAUGUUAGUUUUAGCUCGCAUAUCUUGUAUAUAUUUGCUUUGUGUCAAGAAAAGAGAACCUAUGGAAAGA